AUGCCGGCAGAUAGACUUCUUACGACUGUGUUACGCGCAUACCAAGGCGUGCCUGACCCAGCCCAAACUGACAGAAUCCUUGGGACAACUACCUCUCUCCUUACCACUCUUACGAAUCCUUUGAACAUAAGCCUUCUAACAUCGCAUCUUCUUACCGCGCCUGCUAUAUGGAACAAUACCGAUGGUCUACGAAUUUGCCUCCGAAUCAUCAGUGUCUUCAAUACUGCUGCCAUUACGGUGUGCAAAAACGAAGUAGAAAGUCGUAACGAGCAUCCACCGUACGAUGCAUACCAACCUCGGAAAGGAGGCGGGAUUGGUUCUGAUGAUUGGGCUCGAUCAGUGAUCAAAGGUGCGGAUGAAAGGUCGCCAAGAUGGCAGCAUCUUCUCGUGAUCGCUGGCGUGUUACUCGGCAUGGAAAAUGGAGGAAGGCAUGGGCUCUCUAGCGGACUCAGGAGCACACUCGAGCGAGCAUUAGUAACGGCGGCCAACUUAGCACUGGAGAAUCCAAUGAGAGAUGGGAUUCUUGCAGCAGAAUCUAUUGUGUUAGCUCUUAAUCACGCAUUCCCCCUGUUAUCGGACGGAGUGCGUGCGGGUCUGAAUUAUGAUAGUUUAGUCAUGAUAAUGGUACGGUCGGUGACUGCGUUGGAGGGCUACCAGGACGGUAUUUUCUUACAAUACAUCGAUGCGGAUGUCAAACAAGUACCGGGAGAUAAGUUCGAUUGGUCGUCCAAAUCCUCCUCUUUUCUACAACUACAAAAGCAGGCAUCAAGCCCGAUACUGUCGUCCAUGGGGCCACUUUCGAGGCUUAUCGCAUAUGCAAUCGAAAAUAUGACUAACUCUCUACUUGCGAUAGAAAUUCGAGAGCAUCUUCUUUCGUUCUCGGGUAGACUUCUAGAAGGCUGGAAGAGGAACAAGUUAUCGGAAAUUGAUCCAUCUGAGGAGGCGACUUUUCUAACUCCCGAAACCCUCCAAAUGACCGCACCAGUCUUGUGGCAGGUAUUGAAGAGCGCUAUGUUUGCUACCGUUGUUAUUCUGCAAGGUCUUAUGGGAAGAACUAUGCUUGACCCUAUCCUAUCGACAAGACGCCUUGCCCCGAUAGGAGCUUCGGAAACCCUUAUCAUUCUUGGGAACAUUCACUUUAUUUCGUCUCGACUUGGCUCGAAUUCUUUUUCUGCAUAUGUGUUCGUUAAUUUGUCUUCUAUCGACAUCCUAUCUAAUUAUCCUCUCGAAUCAAGAGAGCUUCUCAAAGCUAUAUACCCCACGCAAGCUGGCGAAAUUCCAAAUAACCCUUUGCAGCGCAAUCAUGAUCUAUUUUAUCUUAAUACUUGCGAGCACUUGACAAAUAUUCUUAGUCCGCCUGACAACGAAAGUUUGAUCAUUAGUGUGGCAGCCCCUUAUCUCAAUCCAACAGCUCAUCCUGGCUUCUUGGAAAUCUUUGAGGCUGCUCACAGCGCUGUUCUUGCAGUACUAUCAGCUCCUCAGAACACAAAUUUGACCGCUAGAUUCAUACCAACUUACGUUGAUGCUCUCUUCAAUUCCUUUCCGAACAAUCUGUCGCCUAGACAAUUCCGUUACGCAUUUAAGUCUUUAAUACACAUUACUACUCCGCCUACCUACACCACUGUCGACCGCGGAGGCCAAUGCUAG
This is a messenger RNA of Botrytis sinoallii, 1647 nucleotides long. RefSeq lists its product as uncharacterized. Bases 1 to 1647 code for a protein of 548 amino acids. The record is from RefSeq and is a predicted model, not a curated record. Lineage: Eukaryota; Fungi; Ascomycota; Leotiomycetes; Helotiales; Sclerotiniaceae. The transcript has a single exon.